This is a messenger RNA of Lethenteron reissneri (Far Eastern brook lamprey), 2779 nucleotides long. Its product is annotated as protein FAM72A-like. Lineage: Eukaryota; Metazoa; Chordata; Hyperoartia; Petromyzontiformes; Petromyzontidae. Gene Ontology annotation, cellular component: cytosol. The record is from RefSeq and is a predicted model, not a curated record.
UGCGAGUGACACGAGUUAUUGCAAGAUUUCGAGGUUGUUUAUAGGCCGGUGCAUUUAAUUGCUUGGCAUGAAGUGGCAACUUGCUGUUCACUUCAGCGGGUCGGUUGACGGAUCGCUGUGGACAGGCAUUAAAUUGCUUUGGAAGGCAGCAGAGGAAAGCCGCAUAUCCUAGUCAUUCAUACAAAUAGGUGGAUGAGACAGGAAGUGAAGUGUUCAGUCCAGUGAUCAAAUAAGCAUUCUUUCAGUGAGAAAUUAAUCCAAUAUCAGAAAAGCUAAUAGCCAGUAUUUUGUUAUCGAUUCAGGCAGGCAGUGGCUAUUGCUGACAGUCGUUAGCCAACUAUUCCGGCAAUUCCUGUGAACUAGUCAGUCAGUCGUUAUCCGGACAUUGGAGCAGCCAUUAGAUAGCUAUUGAGUCAGUUAUCAGCAGUCACCGGUAGCGAUUCAAGAAAGUGGACAACAAUUCGGGCAUCAUCAGUCAUACAUCCCAACAGUUCUUCGCCAGUCAUUAACAAGUUAAUAAUGCAGACAUUUGCAAGAUAUUCAGUCAUUAGUCAGAUUUUCGAUAGUCAGUUAUUUUAAGACAUUUAGACAUUAGUCAAAUGUCUGACAUUGGUUAGAUGUUCAUGAAGUAAUUCACCAAGAUAAUCAGGGAGUCCUUUCGCCAGCUUUUAAAGCAGUAUUGAUCAGCUGUUCAGUCACUAAAAGUCAAUUGCGAUAUACUGUAUUCACACAGUAAGUAGCUAAUUAUUCAGUUAUAAGCCAGAUAUUCAGAGUCAUUAUCAAGUUAUUUAGACAAUCAUUAGCCAGAAUGACAGUCAUUUGCCAGAUAUUCAGACAGUCAUUUGUCAGAUAUUCACAACGCCAUUAACCAUAUUCACUCAGUCAUUUAACCAGCUAUUCGGAAAAGCAAUUAGGCAGCUAUUUUGUCAGUCAUUAAGCCAGCUAUUCAUGCACUCGUUAGCCGGGCAUUGGACAGACAUUAACUAAUAAUUAGCCAGACAUUAGCCAGCCAUUGAGGCAGUAAUCGUAGGCGGCCAUACGAAAGAGGAAAAAAGUCAGGGAUUAGGCAGUCAUCAUCGAGACAUGUCAAAGCCCGGAGAGUUCACGGAUCGGGCAGUGCUGGAUCUGAGAUGCGGCUUCUGUGGCAGGCGCGUGUCUCCGCGGGGCAUGCGGGCGGUGCUGCUGUCUGACCCCAGCACUCAUCUCUACUCCACAGACGCGCCACCCACGUGUGCGGUAGGGCUGGUGGGCCCUCUCUACUCUCCCGAGAGCUGCGCCUGCCGGGUUCAAGAUGCGGCCUGCCUCACCUGUGGAAACGCGCUGGGAUACCACGUGGCGGUGCCGUGCCGCCCCUGCCUCCUCUCCUGCCACAACGGCCACUUGUGGAUGUUCCACAGCCACACGUGCCGUGCCACCGAGCGCCUCGACUCAUCCGGAGUCGCCGUUCUCCUGUGGGGCGUCCUCGCCGAGACGGAUGACGACGACGACGACAGGUCUGGAGGAACCCCAGGGCAUCCGCGUGGACCUCAGCCCGUGGCGAGAUGAGUCUGAGUGGAGCGGAGGCACGCGGCGUAACGGACGCACGGUGGCGUGCAGAGCUGAGCAGUUGGUGGCUUGCGGCUUCCACGUUGAGGACGCCAACACAUUCCGCUUCGAGUUUUCCAAGUCUCUGGCGAUGACGUGUGCUUCAUCAUCAGCGGGGUUUUUUUUUCUUCCACGCAUAAGAAUCACACAGAGAUCAAGAGACUCAUGCAGAGACCCAUCGAUUCACAAAUAAGCCCAUAGACAAAUACAGAAACCCAGACUCACACAGAGGCCCAUAGACUCGCCUAUAUGCGAAUCAGAAUAUGUUUCAUACUGGAGGAAUCCGAUGAGCUAUAAAGAUCUUUUCACAGAUGUCCUCAACGACCAUAGGCUCACAGACCUGUAGAUUCACGCAGACACUCAUAUAUUCACACGGAGACUUGUAGAUUCACAUAAACAUACAGACCCAUGGACUCGCAUAGAGUUCCAUUGACUAAUACACAAACCCAUAAUCUCACACACAGACCCAUAGACUCACACCGAGACCCACGGACUCUCAUAGACACCUAUGGUUUGCAAUGCGUCAUUCAUACAUUCUCCACGAGACGGGCGCACACAGCCCACGUAUCUUCUCAGGAGGACCGGUCUGAUAGAGCCCAGCACGGGUACAUCACCAUCAUCAUCACCAUCAUCAUCAUCGCCAUCAUCAUCGCCACAUGUGUCCUUUUGUGUUCCAAAUAUCAAUGAGCAUACCUGUCAAACCUUUAUUAGUACAUAUCUUAUUACAGACCAAUUCAGACCUUAUUGGUCACUCCGCAACCUUUAUACAUCUUAACGUUCAUCCCUCAAAGUCCCAUCACAAGAGAAAAACACCAAAAAAUAGACAAAAAAACUGUUUUUUGCCCUCAUUGAAACGGCUGUACGUCGUUUGGACCUGAAAACUCAAUUACCCUGCACAAGAAUACGGGUAAACCGUACGGGUAGACAGCUAUGAAUGAAAUCUUGACGUAAAGCUUUCAUGACUGCAGGAAUUCAUAUUCUUUGGGUCUUUCGGUAAUGUCACGUAGAUAGGUUCAAAGAAAUUAACAAAAAAACUACGACGUUUCGAUAUUUUAAGAGCAAAGCGACUGUCCUUUUCGGAGCACAGUAAUCCAAAACAAACAUUUAUUUUCUUGGCUCCCUUACAAUCGCCCAAAAAUUCGUAUACCACCUGGGCGUGACUUUCGGAUUCACGUGAAACAUCGAGCAACCUCCA